AUGUCGUGUUGGGAAGCUAACCCUAGAGACCUGUGCACUUGUCUGCGGGUGGGACUGGGCACUCUCAAGCUCUCGACCUGGGAAGAUGUUUACACAUCCAGCAGUCUUAACCAGAGCAAGAUCCCCUUCUCGUACAAUUCUGAAGACGGUUCAAAUCUCCGCAAGCUUGACACAACAAACUUCCCAGAGACCGCCACCUAUGCAGUUAACUUCGGUCCGGGAGGCUUGAGCGGCAUUGGCCCGCUCACGACGAAAGGUGUCGUCGAGAUGUAUGACGCUCAGAACGUGAAGCGAGAGGAAUGGUGGAGUAAGCGGUUCAUGCAUGGUUUGGUGAAGACAAGUGAUGGAUCCAUUGAUAUUGACACUCCUUUCUCUCAUCUCCUCGGCAAGCCCCCCAUUAUGGUGGCGGGAAUGACUCCGACCACAGUCAAGGCCAGCUUCGUGAGCACCAUUCUCGACGCCGGCUACCACGUGGAGCUUGCUGGUGGCGGGCACUACAAUGUUGCAGCUCUCCGUGUGAAGGUCGCUGAAAUCCAGCGUAAGAUCCCAGCGGGUGUCGGCCUGACUUUGAACUCACUCUACAUCAACCCUCGUCAAUUCGGCUUCCAGUUCCCGCUUUGGCAGGAGAUACGCCGCGAAGGCCUUCCCAUUGAAGGCUUUUGUGUCACUGCUGGUAUCCCCAGAUGGAGAAGGAAGCGGAGAUCAUCGAUGGCCUAUGGACUGCUGGCAUCAAGCACGUCUCUUUCAAGCCCGGUUCCGUUGACGGUAUCCACCAGGUCGUCAACAUUGCCGCCACGCAUCCCGACUUCCCAAUCAUUCUUCAGUGGACAGGUGGACGUGCCGGUGGACACCACUCGUGCGAGGACUUCCACCAGCCCAUCAUCUUGA
This is a messenger RNA of Sparassis crispa, 888 nucleotides long. RefSeq lists its product as hypothetical. Gene Ontology annotation, molecular function: fatty acid synthase activity. Lineage: Eukaryota; Fungi; Basidiomycota; Agaricomycetes; Polyporales; Sparassidaceae. Gene Ontology annotation, cellular component: fatty acid synthase complex. The transcript has 7 exons. The record is from RefSeq and is a predicted model, not a curated record. Gene Ontology annotation, biological process: long-chain fatty acid biosynthetic process. The coding region runs from base 1 to 888 and encodes 295 amino acids.